AAUUUUAACGAGGGAGAGAAAUUGUGCGGUCAAGUCGGAGAGACAGUGUUUCGGAAUAUAAAAUAAGGCGGUCUCUCUCUCGCUCAAUCUCUUUCCAUUUCCAAACACUCUUCUUCGUUCUCUCCCGCUUGCGCAUCUCAAAUGCUGUGCAAGGUCAUCUGAGAGCGACGGAGGGAGAGAAACCUUCACGCCUUCCCUCUGGCUGACACCUCACGAUUCCGCCAUUUCAGUUUCAUUCCCCCAAGCAACUGCAUUCUCGUAAUCUUUUAUACAUAUACAUAUACAUUAUAUAUAUAUAUAUAUAUAUAUUUUGGGGGUUCAAGUGGAGAAAGACUGAGAGAGAAGGGUCACAAUGCCUUCCUUUGGGCCUUUCGAUUUGUUUCUCUUCUCUCUCAGCAGAGGCUUGUGCAGUCCGGUCGCUGUUUUCUUUCAGAUCCAGGGAUGUGUAAUUUGCUUAGUCCUUGCUAUUGGGUGGGCUUUUGCUUCUUAUGUCAGGAACAGAGAGAUAAAACAAAUGAAGGAUUGUAUGCAGAAAAAGAACAGCUUUGCUUUCCUUUACCAUGACAUAAAUCAACUCGAGCACUCUAAUCAAGUCAAUCUGCCAAGGGUGACAGUGAUUAUGCCCCUAAAAGGGUUUGGUGAACACAAUUUACAUAAUUGGAGAAGCCAGAUAACAUCUCUUUAUGGUGGCCCUCUAGAAUUUCUUUUUGUGGUAGAAAGUACAGAGGAUCCUGCUUAUCAUGCUGUGUCGCGACUAAUAUCAGAAUUUGAGGAUCACGUUGAUGCUAAGAUUGUUGUAGCUGGUUUGUCAACAACUUGCAGUCAGAAAAUUCACAAUCAAUUGGUUGGAGUGGAGACAAUGCAUAAAGACAGCAAGUAUGUAUUGUUUUUGGAUGAUGAUGUUAGGCUGCAUCCUGGGUCUAUAGGAGCACUCACUAUUGAGAUGGAAAAGAACCCUGAGAUAUUUAUUCAAACUGGAUACCCUCUUGACUUGCCAUCUGGAAGCCUAGGAAGUUACUGCAUCUAUGAAUACCAUAUGCCUUGUUCAAUGGGCUUUGCCACUGGUGGAAAAACAUUCUUUCUAUGGGGAGGGUGCAUGAUGAUGCAUGCUGAUGACUUUAGACUAGACAGAUAUGGUGUAGUUUCAGGACUUAGAGAUGGUGGAUAUUCUGAUGAUAUGACUCUUGCAGCUAUAGCUGGGGCUCACAAAAGGCUCAUUACGUCUCCUCCAGUUGCUGUCUUUCCACACCCCCUUGCAAGUGAUCUUAGUUUUGGAAGGUACUGGAAUUAUUUGAGGAAACAGACUUUUGUUUUGGAGUCGUAUACAACAAAAGUGAACUGGAUGAUGAACCGUGCACUAUUUACUUCCCACUGCUAUCUGUCAUGGGGAUUUGUAGCACCAUAUGUUAUGGCAACAAUUCAUGUUGUGGCAGCACUUAGAUCUCAUGUUAAAGGAUACUCACUCGAAGAAGUGACUCACACUUCUGUUGGGUUGUCACUGGUGAGCUUACAAGCCAUAUGCACUAUAAUAGAACUUCUUUCAAUGUGGAAUUUGACAAGGAUAGAAGUUCAAUUGUUGCAACAUGUUGUCUCCAGAGGCACCCCAACUUUCGCUUGCUUCCUAUAAUUGGUUUCUCGUAAGUGUUCAUUGCAAUGCUGGUGGAUAAUUUUCUAUAUCCUAUCUCUGCUGUUCGUUCUCAUUUUUUCACAGUCUAUCAAUUGGUCUGGCAUUUGGUAUCAUUUGAAAGAUGGAAAAAUAAGCAAG
This is a messenger RNA of Prosopis cineraria, 1765 nucleotides long. RefSeq lists its product as uncharacterized. Gene Ontology annotation, cellular component: membrane. Lineage: Eukaryota; Viridiplantae; Streptophyta; Magnoliopsida; Fabales; Fabaceae. Gene Ontology annotation, biological process: glucosylceramide biosynthetic process. The coding region runs from base 353 to 1627 and encodes 424 amino acids. Gene Ontology annotation, molecular function: ceramide glucosyltransferase activity. The transcript is spliced from 13 exons. The record is from RefSeq and is a predicted model, not a curated record.